Messenger RNA from Drosophila gunungcola (fruit fly), 457 nucleotides. RefSeq lists its product as uncharacterized. Lineage: Eukaryota; Metazoa; Arthropoda; Insecta; Diptera; Drosophilidae. The transcript has a single exon. The coding region runs from base 14 to 277 and encodes 87 amino acids. The record is from RefSeq and is a predicted model, not a curated record.
CGGAGCUACCAAGAUGUUGAACCAAUCUUUUAUCCUGAUCCUGAUCCUGCUGGUUGCAGUCUGUUGUUUCUCGGCGGAAUUGCCUGGAAAUGCCUAUUUGCCACCACUUAAGAACAAUCACCCAGUUCCAGAUGAAAACCCACUGGUCGACAAUGGAUUCCUCUACGAUACCGACCAGGAUCCAUUUGAGAGGUAUGCCCCCAUCUUUGUGGACUAUCCGGGAGUUCAUCAACUUCUGAGGCAGCAACAGGAAUACGCUUUGGAUUUACCCUUCUAAGGAAAGUUUAUUACGGAUUUGUGAAUAACAGACAAUGGUGGAUGUCAUGUGAAAAACAUAUAAUAAAUGAAGGCAACAAUCAAAAAAGUCCGAAGUAUAAGUAUUUACGAAAGAAAUUUAAGAUUUGUUAAGAUAAUUUAAUUUGAAGUAAAUUAAAAAUAGAUUUCACAGAGCUUCAGU